Molecule: messenger RNA, 3108 nt
Organism: Pyrus x bretschneideri (Chinese white pear)
Lineage: Eukaryota; Viridiplantae; Streptophyta; Magnoliopsida; Rosales; Rosaceae
Exons: 5
Coding region: 91-2709 (872 amino acids)
Cellular component (GO): cytoplasm
Molecular function (GO): mRNA binding
Source: RefSeq, a predicted model, not a curated record
UCCUCUCCUUGCUCUCUCUUCCCUCACUAUCCAUGGAGGGUUUAAGGAUUUGAGCUUACUCUCUCUCUCUCUCUCUCUCUCUCUCUUAAAAUGGCGCAGACUCCAUACUCCCUGCUCCUCCUCAAACGCCUCUCUCGCUGCUUCCCAAACCCUAAACCCCCUCCAUCUCUCCUCUCUCUCCUAAAACCAUUCUCCACCUCCCCGACCCCAACCUCCUCCCCGGACCCAAAACCCUCCUCCCUUUCCGCCCGCCUGAGCUUCGUCUUCGACCAAAUUGACGCCAUCGAGAAAGCACGCUCUGAGAAGGAUCAGACCCUCCAGAAAAUCAGAGCUUGGCGCGAAUCGAAAAAAUCCCAAAUUGACCCGGAAUUAGGGUUGAGAGUUGCCAAUCACAGUGGAAUUGAUGAUAAUUUGGUUGAUUCUGUAUCUGUUUUGGCCGGGUCGGAGAGGCUGGAGAAGCCGGUGGCGGCUAAGAAGGAGGUGGAGGUGGUACAUCCGUGGCCAGAGUGGAUUGAACUGAUGGAGAGGCUGGUACAGCAGAAUUACUUUGAUCAUAGGAGGGUGGACGAGGACAGAAUGGUCCAAGAUAUCGGCUUUGAUCCAACUGAAUAUGCUUUGGCGGCAGAGGAGGAUGCCCCAGGUAUUGAUUUCAAAGAUUUCAAGGCUGUUCACACAGCGUGUCUUAAUUUCGGGAAGGACCGAUUCGAUAUCAUAAGGUCCUUGUCGAGACAGGAUAUUCAAGUUUUGGUGGGUUUUGGAUGCCCGAGUACGGACAAGAAGGUGGUUUUCUCUUCAAAACUAUUAAGGAAGCAUACCCACCUUGAUGAAGGAGAUGUUUGCAGUUCCUGUAGUUUAAGGAGUUCUUGUGAAAGAGCAUAUCUGAUUACUAACAAAGAGGACGAGGCACGGACUAUUGAUGUAAUGCGUGUUUUAUUGACUUAUGGAUUUGAUCCUGUUAAUGGAUCAGUGGCCAAUAAGUCACUUCUGAAACAAAAAUCUGUUAAGACCGUGGUCCGUAAGUUGCUUCAUCAGGUUGUCAAGCUGAGUGCAGUUCCAAUCGAUCCUAAUCUUCCACCUCCAGUAAUCAAAAAGCCACCACCAAAAGUAAAGCAGCCUCCUCCGCCUCCAAGAAGACGAGUUGGACGGGAUGACAUUGAGAUGAAAAAAGGGGACUGGCUAUGCUCGAAGUGUGACUUCAUGAAUUUUGCCAAGAACAACAUCUGCCUUCAAUGUGAUGCCAAACGUCCCAAGAGACAACUGCUUCCAGGAGAAUGGGAAUGCCCUGGGUGCAACUUCUUAAAUUACAGGAGAAAUAUGGCAUGUUUUCAUUGUGAUUGCAAGCGUCCACCGGAUGAAUACCUGGAGAACAAAGUGCAAGAAGUGAAACGUGGCCCUAGGACAAGAAUGGAGAAGACGGCUGUUCUUCAUGGGGAUGCUAAUGCCUGGAAUUUUGAUUUUGAUGACAAUGAGUCAGAUGGAGCAGAUGUUGCUGCUUUUGAGUAUGCAGAUUCUUCUGUUAGGGAUGAAAAUUCUCUUGGUAACCAGGCUCAAGGACAAGAUUUUGGACACCGUGAAUACAAUUUGAGUAAAGAUAGCAGAGUACCAAGGGUCAACAAUGAAGAAUACUCCGAUGCUGAUACUAUUAGGCCAGGGAGAGGGUUUGAUGAUUUUGAUGAUGAAGAUGAUGAUGUUGACAAUUACGAGUUAGACACUCGCAAUAAAACUUCAGCACAGGAUGCUUCAAUUGAUUUUUCUGAGUUUGAAGGGCCCGAAACAGAAGACAUUGAAAAUUCUGACAAUAGCUUGCAAGGUCGUCAAAGAAAAAAAUCGCCAUACAAUAAGCCAUCUAAGCCUACACGUCAAGGGGCAGCAUUCUCUGUUUCGGAUGAUGAUGAACUUGAUGUAGAUUUUGACAAAGAGCUUUCAGUCCAUCCCAACUGGAAAUCUAGUCAUGUUGCUGAUUCUAGAUCAAAAGGCAGGGGUAGAACUAAACCUGGUCCAUCCAAGAGAUUAAGCUUCGGUUCUGAUGAUGAACUUGGGCUGUCGGAUGAUGAUCUAGAUCAAAACUUUGGAGCCAGGCGAGGUAAAUCAAAUAAUUUGGAUUCUAAGAAAAAAGGUUUUCAGAGGAGAGGAAAUUUAGAUUUUGAAGAUGAUUCAGUUUCUGGUUCAGAAUCAGACAAUGAUUUUCAAUCUCAUAAAAAUAGGCCAAGAAGGAAUAAAGAAAACAAUUUCAAAGGUCGUGGCGGCCCUAACUUUACCAGAGAGACGCAAUUUGAAUCCAAUGGAAUGAAGGGUAGGAGAAACUCCUUCAACGAUGAUUUUGAUGGAUCAACACGAGGGUCUCGUAGUAAUAGUAGAGGGUUUCGAGGGAAUGAUUUUGAUGGGCCGAGAACGAGUAACAGAGGUAGUGAUACACGGAGAUUCAACGGUCCUAAAAGAGAAGGAUUUGGAAAGGGUGGUGGGAGGAACUCGUUCAAUGAUGAUUUUGAUAGAUCAGCACGAGGAUCUCGCGGCAGUAACAAAGAAUUUCGGGGGAACAAUUUUGAUGGGCAAAGAAUGAGUAACAGAGGGGCCGAUACACAUAAAUUUAAGGGACCUAGAAGAGAAGGAUUGGGAAAGCAGGAGCGUGGAAGGGUUAAUGACUAUGGGAGGGACAAGGACAGGGGGCCUGAAGAAUUUAGAAACAGCAGACGCGUUAUUGAAAGAUAGAUCCAUUUUCCAUGAUUGGAAUGGCAGUGCUUGGUUCGCUUUGCUGAGGCUUCGAUUGUUGGUUCCUCAGGCAAACGGUUGCAACUUAUACAGAUGGAAAGGAGUGCCAGCAAUCGAAGGUGGACAUUGGGUCAGUUUACAACUGGCAGCACAUACCGGAAUCAGGUUUACCUUUAAUCCAUGUAUCAGACGGAAUUCUCGAGUCUCUUCCCUCGAGCAGGGUUUCAAGUUGAGCUGUUCUGACAAUAAUCUUGUUUCGUACACUGAAUCAACGUUACUUCGAUCCAAGUUCUUCCGAUUUUAGUUUCUGAUUUUGUAAAUUUCAAUGGUAACUUCUGCAUCUUACUAUGGCAAGUUUUGCUUGCGGUUGGAAUUACUAGUAGGGGUGUUCAAGGUCUA